This is a messenger RNA of Blumeria graminis f. sp. triticale, 1473 nucleotides long. Lineage: Eukaryota; Fungi; Ascomycota; Leotiomycetes; Helotiales; Erysiphaceae. The record is from the annotation of a GenBank genome assembly.
AUGGAUUCCUCAAAACGGAUAGAACAAUACAAUCCAGAAUUGGACACCUUUCGUCAAGAAUGGCUCGCCGAGGUUUCUUCCAGAGUAAAGUUACAGUCGAGCUGUUCAGUUGCUCCAACUCUGACACCAGGAGAACCACAUUCCUCCCCUAAUAUAACUAAUCUAAAGCAACAUCAGAUCAUUACACAAUCAUCUAAGUCCAGUGAUUGUGCCGAGAUCACUGAUAGGGAAAAAAUUUCACAGACGCGUUAUAAGGACCCGCAAGUUGCAUUAUUACUAUACGAGCAAGCUGUAGAAAGGGAAGAUCAGGGUCAUCUGGGAGACAGCCUUGAUCUUUACCGCAGAGCUUUCCGCAUUAAUGAAGAUGUGCAAUGUAUGUACCAAAAUAAACAUUUUCCGCUAUCCUCUGAGACUGUCACUCACAACAUCAUAUCCAACGAGCCCAUAGAACCUGGCUCUAAAGAAUUACCAUUUAGCACAGGUCAAAAUGUUACCAGAGAAAUGAAUUCUGGCUUCUCUGAAUUUUCAGUAGAGUCAGUAUUGUCAGACCCGAGAGACACGUCUCUACCAUGCCCUAUCACAGAACUUCCGGACGAAAUUAUCGUUCAUAUCUUUAUGAAUCUAGCUGUCAUAGACGUAGCUAGCUUUGCCAGAGUGGCACAGGUAUGCAAGAAACUUGCAUAUUUCGUGGCGACAGAAGAGCAAAUAUGGAAAAAGGUCUGUCUCAGUUCUGAGGUUGGUUUCGGCGCAAUGCACUUUGAAUGGCAACGAGAUGUCCUUGGCGGGCAACUCCUUCAAACUACAUGUCGGAGCCCGAGCAGCAAUUCACACGAUGAGGUUAUUCAGUUCGAAAAGAAUACUAUCUCAGAGGUUUUACUCCAUAAGGUUUAUCGAUCAUCAUGGUGUCAAAUGUUCCGUUUACGACCAAGAAUACGUUUCAAUGGCUGCUACAUCAGUACUGUCAAUUACAUGAGACCUGGACAGUCCGAUCCGGCCCAGAGUUCUUGGAAUACACCAGUCCACAUUGUGACAUACUACCGGUACCUCCGCUUCUUCCGCGACGGAAGUAUGGUAAGUCUUUUAACUACAAAUGAGCCAAUGAGCGUGAUUCAUCACCUAACCAAAGAUCUCAUUGACGCUCGCCGUAAAGAUGCUGUAGCACAUCCCUCAGUAAUAACAAAAAAAGCCUUACGUGGGCGCUGGCAUCUAUCAAGCAUCAGUGAAGUUUGUGGAUCAAAGUCGGGUGAGAUUAGGGGUGAUGUUUUAAUUGAGACCGAAGGUGUUGUGCCUAAAUAUAUAUAUCAAAUGAAGUUAUCUUUUCGCAAUGCUGGAAAAAUUAGUAAAAACAACAAACUCAUCUGGAGGGGAUUCUGGUGCCUCAAUACAUUGACCGACGACUCGAGCGAAUUCAACUUGAAAACUGAUAAGCCAUUUUAUUGGAGUAGAGUCAGGAGCUAUGAAAAUGAGUACUAG